CUUCCGGUUCGGCCAUUGUUUUUUGCUUCUACCACCGAGCAAGGUGUUGUGCGCCGAGGCGGCGUCGCAGCGGUACUCCCAGUGACACUCCCCUCACCCUACAUCCCAACUUUGAAAAACAGCUCCUGGGACCUGAAUUAUAGACCAUCAUUUUAAUCAGACAAACUGCUGCUGGAACAAGCUUCUCCUUGGGGUCACAAUGGCCACCCCAGGCAGGGAAACUUUAGGUCUCAUCCCCGGGAGUGCUGUGCUCCAGAAGCAGGAGCCAGGAAGCCAGACCUGGGGGCAAGGCUGCAGCCUCCAAAAGAACCACCUUCCUGUUUGUGAAAUUUUCCGGCUACACUUCAGGCAGUUGUAUUACCAUGAGAUGUCUGGGCCCCAGGAGGCACUGAGCCGGCUUCGGGAGCUCUGCCACAGGUGGCUGAUGCCAGAGGUGCACACCAAGGAGCAGAUCCUGGAGCUGCUGGUGCUGGAGCAGUUCCUGAGCAUCCUGCCCAGCCAGCUCCGGACCUGGGUGCAGCUGCACCACCCUGAGAGUGGCGAGGAAGCCGUGGCCGUGGUGGAGGAUUUCCAGAGACACCUCAGUGGAUCAGGAAAGGUUUCAGCUCCAGCACAGAAACAGGAAAUGCAUUUGGAGGAGAUGACAGCCUUGAGUGCAACAGAGGAAUCUCUUUCUACUUCACUCAGUAACGGUUCAGCCCCUGGAGCCCACCUGGAGCCUCCUCAUGACCCAGGGGCAUACUGCCUCCCCAAUGGGCACUCCGCUCAUUGUGCUUCCCCAGUGUCUGCCCUUCCCCAAGUGAGGAACAUAGGAGACCAAGCAGCAGAAACUGUGCUUCAGAUGGUCAGGCCCCAGGGGUCUGCAGUGUACAAGUUCCUGUCUGUGGACUACACUGAACAGAAGUGGGAAGAUCCAUCACUGAGUCAGAGAGCCCCGUACCAGAACAUCAUGCUGGAAACCAACUGUAGCAUGGCCUCACUGGUUGAGACUCGGAUGGAAAAUUCAGAGUUGCCUCCAAAGCAGGAAAUUUCUGAAGAAACAGAGUCAUCUGAUGGGACAUCAGGAGGCCUGCAUGGGGUGGUACCUGAGGGACCAGAAGCUGGAAAUGCCUGUGAAGAUGCUUUAAUGAAGCUAGAAGCACAACCCUCAGAGGAGGAAGGGAGCAGACUGGAAAGUGAUUUCUUGGAAAGAACAUGUGAGGAUAAAAACAAAUCUACAGAAGAUGGAUGUGAUGAGUAUAAGGAUCUUGGGGAACAUAAGAAUCUGUCCUGUAGUCCUACAGAAUAUCAAGUUUUGAAGGCACAGAAAUUAUAUCAAUGUGAUGAAUGUGACAGAGCUUUCAAUACGAGUACACACCUCAUUAACCAUCAGAGAAUCCACACUGGAGAGAAACCCUUUGUAUGUAAUGAGUGUGGCAAGGCCUUCAGGCAAACCUCUCAGCUCACGGCUCAUCUCAGAACCCACACAGGGGAAAAGCCCUAUGAAUGCAGCAAGUGUGAAAAAACCUAUAGGCACAUGUCCAAUCUCAUUCAACACCAGAGAUUCCACAAUGGAGAGAAACCGUAUAAAUGUAAUGAAUGUGGAAAAGCUUACAGUGCGAGUUACACACUCUAUGACCACCUAAGAACCCAUACUGGGGAGAAGCCUUAUGAAUGCAUUAAGUGUGGAGCAGCCUUUUCUCAGAAUGCAUGUCUUCUCCGACAUCAGUUACUUCACACUGGUGAGACUCGGAUGGAAAAUUCAGAGUUGCCUCCAAAGCAGGAAAUUUCUGAAGAAACAGAGUCAUCUGAUGGGACAUCAGGAGGCCUGCAUGGGGUGGUACCUGAGGGACCAGAAGCUGGAAAUGCCUGUGAAGAUGCUUUAAUGAAGCUAGAAGCACAACCCUCAGAGGAGGAAGGGAGCAGACUGGAAAGUGAUUUCUUGGAAAGAACAUGUGAGGAUAAAAACAAAUCUACAGAAGAUGGAUGUGAUGAGUAUAAGGAUCUUGGGGAACAUAAGAAUCUGUCCUGUAGUCCUACAGAAUAUCAAGUUUUGAAGGCACAGAAAUUAUAUCAAUGUGAUGAAUGUGACAGAGCUUUCAAUACGAGUACACACCUCAUUAACCAUCAGAGAAUCCACACUGGAGAGAAACCCUUUGUAUGUAAUGAGUGUGGCAAGGCCUUCAGGCAAACCUCUCAGCUCACGGCUCAUCUCAGAACCCACACAGGGGAAAAGCCCUAUGAAUGCAGCAAGUGUGAAAAAACCUAUAGGCACAUGUCCAAUCUCAUUCAACACCAGAGAUUCCACAAUGGAGAGAAACCGUAUAAAUGUAAUGAAUGUGGAAAAGCUUACAGUGUGAGUUACAAACUCUAUGACCACCUAAGAACCCAUACUGGGGAGAAGCCUUAUGAAUGCAUUAAGUGUGGAGCAGCCUUUUCUCGGAAUACAUAUCUUCUCCGACAUCAGUUACUUCACACUGGUAAGAAACCCUACAAGUGCAACGACUGUGGGAAAGGUUUAUCUUCUAAAAGAGAUCUUAUUGACCAUCAGAGAAUUCACACUGGAGAGAAGCCUUUUGAGUGCAAUGAGUGUGGCAAGGCCUUUCGUCAGAAUAGUAAUCUUAUUCGACAUCAGAGACUUCACACAGGUGAAAAGCCCUAUAAAUGCAAUGAGUGUGGAAGAUCCUUCGGUCGAAAGUCACACCUCAUUGCACAUCAGAGAAUUCACACUGGGGAGAAACCCUAUGAAUGUAUUGAGUGUGGAAAAGCCUUCAGUCAGCUUUCUACUCUUAACCACCACUAUCGAACUCGAACUCACACUCGAGAGAAGCUCUGAGGUCUGGCUUCAUCAGGUUCUUAAGGUGUAAGUUUCUAAGACAGAGCAAGGAACUUUGAAUCAAACUUUCUUUAUAAGAAGGAUGUUUACCCUUAUCCCCUCUUGGAACCAUUAAUCAAAGUGGGCCAUUCCCUAAAUGCUGUCUGUUGGGUCAUGAAGGUGGAGAGUGGGAGGAACAAUGCAAUCCUUCUCCGCUAUUGUUGAAGUGUGGACUACACGUUUCUUGUAUUUGUUGGGUUUUUCCCUCCCUCCCUCCCUCUCUCCCUCCCUCCCUCAUUUCCCUCCCUCCCUUGUUUCCCUCCCUCCCUUCUUUUUCCUUCCUCUCUUCUCUCUUUUUCUCUUUCUUUCAACUGUUCAGAAAUGUAUCUCAUUUCUUCAGUAUGCAUCCCAUGAUCAUAUCAUGCUUUUGAAGAACAGAGAUUAUAUCUUAUUCUAGUACACCUCUCCUAUUUUAUAAAAUCAUUCUCCAAGACUCUGAUUCAUUCUUUACUUUCUCUUCGCUGUAUACCUCCUUACCUACUUUUUUUGUUGUGUUAAUCCUCAUCAGAGGAAAUUUUUCUGUUGACUUAUUUAUUUCAGUGAGGGAGGAGGAGAGA
This is a messenger RNA of Myotis brandtii (Brandt's bat), 3411 nucleotides long. Its product is annotated as zinc finger protein 660. The record is from RefSeq and is a predicted model, not a curated record. The transcript has 7 exons. Gene Ontology annotation, biological process: regulation of transcription by RNA polymerase II. Gene Ontology annotation, molecular function: RNA polymerase II cis-regulatory region sequence-specific DNA binding; DNA-binding transcription factor activity, RNA polymerase II-specific. NCBI's taxonomy places the organism in Eukaryota, Metazoa, Chordata, Mammalia, Chiroptera, Vespertilionidae. The coding region runs from base 200 to 2815 and encodes 871 amino acids.